Molecule: messenger RNA, 1018 nt
Organism: Nezara viridula (southern green stink bug)
Lineage: Eukaryota; Metazoa; Arthropoda; Insecta; Hemiptera; Pentatomidae
Source: the annotation of a GenBank genome assembly
AUUCAAAACCCGACCAUGUUGUUGUGUUGACUUAUUGUUGUGAGUUUAUGUAGUUGUUCAGUCCGACUGGUUUGUUGUUAGUGUUAUUUCAACAUGUUCAGGGGUAGAGGUAAUAGUAGAGGUGGACGAGGUUUUGGUGGCGGACGAGGUGGAGGAAGAGGCGGUGGAAGAAGGUUUGAAGAUACUGGACCACCAGAUACCGUAACUUCUUUGGGACAUUUUCUUCAUACCUGUCAAAAUGACAUCGUUGUGAAAGUCGAUUUAGAAGAAGAAGUUCCAUAUUUUAAUGCUCCCAUCUUUACAGAAGAUAAAAAUCAAAUUGGUAAAAUUGAUGAAAUUUUUGGACCUAUAAGAAACUAUUAUGUUUCUGUUAAGCUUGGAGAAAACAUAAAAGCCAAAAGCUUCAACGGCAAGGAUAAGUUUUUUAUUGACCCUAACAAACUGCUCCCAUUAAAGAGGUUUCUGCCCCUACCCCCUGGAGUGAAACCUCCACCAAGAGGAGGUGGUAGAGGAAGAGGUGGAUUUGGAGGACGAGGGGGUGGUGGUGGAAGAGGUAGAGGUGGAUUUGGAGGGCGAGGAGGUGGUGGAAGACCAAGCUUCGGCGGCGGAGGAAGAGGGGGCGGUGGUGGUAGGCAAAGCUUCGGUGGUGGUGGAGGGGGCGGAUUCAGAGGAGGUAGGGGAGGCUUCAGGGGUGGUGGUGGUAGGUUCUCAAAGUAGUAAUGUAACAAGAAUCAACUUCUAUAAGAAGAGGAACAUUUUUUUUUUUUCAUUCGAUAUUAAUAUAUCGAAUACGUUUGUGAAAACUAUACGUUUGUAUAUAGCAUGAAAGUUAUUGUAACAUUUGAAUGAUAAAUUUUAUAAAUAAAACUGUAAUGAUUUUAUUAUUAAGUUUUUAAAAUAAUUUUUUUUCUCAGAAAUAUAUUCAUAUUAUUUCAACAUAAUUGGUUUUGUUUUAUUUAGUAUAUUCCUAUUUUUAAAAAAACAUGUUUGAUUUUAUAACAUUAAAUGUAUUUUUUUC